AUGGACGCUCAAAAGAGCAGUCAAGCAAAGCUUACAAGAACGCAAUCUUCACUCCUCCGUUCAUCUCCCACUAUUCGAUCAUCCAUUCACAGCUUAACUUCUGUAGCCGAAGAGGACGUUAUCAAAACCCAGCAGCAGCAGCAGCAACAACAACAAAAACUUGAAGAUGAUUUAGAAGAACAGAAAAAAGUAAAGCCGCAUCGGUCUGGUUCAACCCCAAGAAGAACCGGUUCAACCCGGUUCACACCAGUUAUCACAAUGGUUUCGCUCAUUUUUUUCACUCUCUUUUCUAUCUCUUUCUUCUUCUUCUUCUACUUGAGAAGAGAAGAAAUCCCCACAUCAGAGAAUCUUUUAUUGGCUUUGAUUUUCGUUGCUAUAACUCUCUUCUUUGCAAGCAAGAACAAGAACUUAAUCAACCAGAAUUUGAUAGUUUUCAAGCAGUUAUGGGAAGAGAACACCAAAAGAUUCAACCUGUGUAAUUCAAGAACCAAAUCAAAGCAAGUCCAAUGGUUUAUUGGAGACCCAAAUGUUAACAACAAUAGUAAAGGCAAGAAAUUAGAGAAGAGGGUUAUAAGAGAAGGAGUGGAGUUUUAUAGCAAUGGGGAUUUUUAUGAAGGAGAGUUUCAUAAAGGCAAGUGUAAUGGGAGUGGGGUUUAUAAUUUCUUUGUGAAUGGGAGAUAUGAAGGUGAUUGGAUUGAUGGAAGAUAUGAUGGUUGUGGAAUAGAGAGUUGGGCUAGAGGGAGUAGAUAUAGAGGGCAAUAUAGACAGGGUUUAAGGCAUGGUUAUGGGGUUUAUAGGUUUUAUACAGGGGAUUCUUAUGCUGGUGAAUGGUUCAAUGGGCAGAGUCAUGGUGUUGGAGUGCAGACUUGUGCUGAUGGGAGUUGCUAUGUUGGUGAAUUCAAGUGUGCGGUCAAGCAUGGCCUUGGUGUUUACCAUUUCAGAAAUGGAGAUAGAUAUGCAGGAGAAUAUUUUGGAGACAAAAUGCACGGCUUUGGUGUUUAUCACUUUGCCAAUGGCCACUGCUAUGAGGGAUCAUGGCAUGAAGGACGGAAGCAAGGCUAUGGCAUGUAUACUUUCCGCAGUGGCGACACUAGAUGCGGGGAAUGGGAUGGUGGUGCCCUCAAGACCCCUCUACCUCCUUUAACUGAAGCUGUCCUACGAGCUGUUCAGGCCGCCAGAAAAACAGCAGAAAAUGCCAUUCGCUUGCGCAGGGUGGAUGAACCAGUGAACAAGGCAGUUCAGGCUGCAAAUAGGGCUGCAACUGCAGCUAGAGUCGCUGCAGUCAAAGCUGUCCAAAACCGGAUAGAUGGCAAAUUUUGCGAUACUAAUGUUUGA
Dovyalis caffra is the source of this 1335-nucleotide messenger RNA. Lineage: Eukaryota; Viridiplantae; Streptophyta; Magnoliopsida; Malpighiales; Salicaceae. The record is from the annotation of a GenBank genome assembly.